CGCACUUGUGUGAACACAAACUGUAAACAUUUGUUUUGAAUUAUCUCGAUAUUAACAAUUGUACCAAAUGCCGUGCGAAAUUUCUAUAAAAUACAAUAUCAACCACUGAUAUUGCUAUUUGAUCUAGUAAAGUGUUUUAAUCAUUUGGCGAGUGGUACACAAUUGCUCAAUGAAUAGCCUGGCAAAGAUUUCUAAGUCGCUUAGCCACUUGUAAAAAUAGCGAUGGAGUUUUACGACGAUUCACCGGUUCAAUUGAAUUCAAUACGGCGGAUAGAUUUCGAUUAUGUUGAAGAGCCAGACAACACAAGUAAACCAAAAACAGACAAAUACGGCUUCACUGAUGGAGUGACAAAGACUGUUGAGGAAUCAUCACUGCCUUUGGAAGUCCUUCGUGAAAGAGAGCUAAAGUGGAUUAAAAUGACGAAGAACUGGGACAUGUGGAUGAAGAAAAACCAUCCCAAAGUGAAAGAGAGAUGUCGGAAAGGAAUUCCACCAGCAGUGAGAGGUUUAGUUUGGCAAAAUCUAUGUGGAGCAAAUAAACUGAAGGAAGCCAAUCAUGGAGUAUUUGCUAAUCUGAUCUCUCUGUCUUCGGAAUGGGACCAGGUUAUUGUCAAAGAUCUUGAUCGGACAUUUCCAUUUCACGACAUGUUUUCAAAACCUGGUUCUGGGCAAGAGGACUUGCAUCUUGUUUUAAAAGCCUAUUCUUUGUAUAAUACAGAAGUUGGCUAUUGUCAGGCCAUGGCUCCAAUAUCUGCUGUUUUAUUAAUGCAUAUGACCACGGAGGAUGCGUUUUGGUGUUUGGUCUCGUUGCUUGAGAAAUACGUUAAAGGUUAUUAUGGCGAAAAGCUAGAGGCUGUUCGUCUUGAAGGCGAAAUAUUUAAAGGAUUACUUCCCAAAGUUCUUCCUUCUGUGGCAAGGCAUAUGGAAAAGUUUCACAUUGAUCCAUUGAUGUACAUGACUGAGUGGUUCAUGUGUCUAUAUUCUAGAAAUCUUCCAUUUGCGUCUGUCCUCAGAAUAUGGGAUAUGUUUUUUUGCGAAGGUGUGAAGGUGCUGUUUAGGACAGCAUUUACCAUUCUAAAACUUACUCUAACACCGACAGUUUUGAAAGAAUGUGAAGGGGUGUUUGAAACGAACGAUAAAUUGCGAAACCUUCCAAAGGAUUUAAUUCAGGAAGAUCACUUGAUUCCUGAAAUUUUAAAUCUUGAUUUACCUGGGAAGUUGAUAGAAAGGGAACACAAAUCUCGUGAAAAGAAGAACAGAGAAAUUGUUGUGAGAUGACGACGUUAGAGUGUCUAAAAACAAAUUUUUAAAAAAUUGAACUGUUCAAACAUCAACAAAUAUCUUGUAUAUCUUACCCGAGUCGUUAGGCAAUCUAUGCGUCGUACUCCCCUUGUCUAUUAUGUUUAUACACCAUUCGCUCUUUAUAUCUCCCACUUAUGGACCAAAGGUGGAUUUUAUUUGCGUGUAAAAAUAAUCGUGUAAAUUAGUAUUUAAUUGUUUGAUUGGCAUUAUCUAAAGAAAUAUAACAAAGUUUUUUUUUGAUAUUCAAAAUCCAUUACAUCGGAUCCUUGGAGUCCGAACAAUGAAAUCUUUCUUUCUUAAACCUUAAUCUUCUUAAUCUUGGAGUUAGCAUAUUUUAAUAAAAAGAAUCAAUAAACUUUUAUUGAUGAAUUUAUUAA
This is a messenger RNA of Xenia sp. Carnegie-2017, 1679 nucleotides long. Its product is annotated as TBC1 domain family member 10A-like. The record is from RefSeq and is a predicted model, not a curated record. The transcript is spliced from 14 exons. Bases 223 to 1278 code for a protein of 351 amino acids. Lineage: Eukaryota; Metazoa; Cnidaria; Anthozoa; Malacalcyonacea; Xeniidae.